Rosa chinensis is the source of this 429-nucleotide messenger RNA. Its product is annotated as S-protein homolog 74. The coding region runs from base 1 to 429 and encodes 142 amino acids. The transcript has a single exon. NCBI's taxonomy places the organism in Eukaryota, Viridiplantae, Streptophyta, Magnoliopsida, Rosales, Rosaceae. The record is from RefSeq and is a predicted model, not a curated record.
AUGAGUGGUUUCAAGCUCUAUGUGGUUGCGCUUGUGUCUUUAACAUUCUUAGCCUUGACUAUCCCAUGUUCUGCUGUGACGUGGCAUGUUCACAUCGUCAAUGGACUGAGCUCUGGAAGAAUUCUCUUCGUCCAUUGCAAGUCUAAAGAUAAUGAUCUCGGCAUCCAUAAUCUUGCAGUCGGAACCGAAACCACUUGGAGUUUCAAAGAAAACUUCAUAGGGACAACACUUUUUUGGUGCUACCUGCGCACAGACCGUGAAGAGUAUGCUGAUUUUGAUGUGUUCUGGUCGGAGCAUAAUCGCAAGUGGCUUCAGACCAGAUGCAACUGGAAAGAUUGCAUAUGGACCGCAAGAGAUGACGGGGUUUACAUAAAGAACAUUCCUAACAACAGUGAUGAGCUUAUUCAUCAAUGGGGAACGCAUUGGUAA